Messenger RNA from Morone saxatilis (striped sea-bass), 1542 nucleotides. RefSeq names its product ADP-ribosylation factor-like 6 interacting protein 4 (gene arl6ip4). The record is from RefSeq and is a predicted model, not a curated record. Bases 55 to 858 code for a protein of 267 amino acids. Lineage: Eukaryota; Metazoa; Chordata; Actinopteri; Moronidae. The transcript is spliced from 5 exons.
CCGACGGAAGGACGCAGAGGACGAGCACACUUCCUGCAGCAACAGUGUCUCUUUAUGUCGGGCUUUUAUUCUCGUGUUGUCUCGGUGAUGGAUCGCAGCAGGUCUCCGGACAGAGCUGGCAGAGAUAAAAAACACGAGAAGAGAAAGAAACGAACCCGGUCCUCCUCGACCUCCUCCUCUUCGUCCUCCUCGUCGUCUUCCUCAUCCAGCAGCAGGAGCCGAAGCAGAUCAUCGAAGAAGUCUCACAAGAGUCAAGAUGUGAAAACACAAAAAAAGAAGCGUAGAAAAAGGAGCUCCUCUUCCUCCUCCUCUUCGUCGUCCACCUCCUCCUCCUCCUCCUCCUCGUCCUCCUGCUCGUCGAGCGAGGUGAAGACGAAGGGGAAGAAGAGCAAAGCCAAGAAGAAGAAGUCCAAGAAGAAAAAGGCGAAGCUGAAGAAGCUGAAGAGGAGGAAGAAGGAGAAAAAGAAGAAAAAGAAGGAGGAGAAGCUCCUGAAAAAGAAGGAGAGGAAGAAGAAAGUGGAGGUGGUGCAGCUGCCCAGUCCUCCCGUGGAGAAACCUCCAUCCUGCCUGGAGGUGUGGCAGAGUGAUGAGGGGGCAGUGGAGCUGGGACCUGUGAUGACCGAUGAACAGAAGGCCCGACUCUCCACUAAGAGACCCCUAACUAAAGAGGAGUACGAGGCCAGACAGAGCGUGAUCCGCAGGGUGGUGGACCCCGAAACAGGACGCACCAGAUUGGUGAGAGGAGAAGGAGAGAUCAUAGAGGAGAUCGUCAGCCGAGAAAAACAUAAAGACAUCAACAAGCAAGCCACCAAGGGGGACGGGAACGCCUUCCAGAGGAAACUGGGAGUCAACAGGUAGAAGAUUCCCUGAACUGCGUCAAGAAGCUGAAUUUUUAUAUUCUGAUUUGAAACAGUUGCCUGUGAUAUAACUGUAUAUUGCUGAAGGUACACAAUGACUGGGACGUGUACUGUAGCCGUACACUAGUGAGUUUUAAUCCAGGUGAAAGCCGGUUUCUCCUGUUGAUUCGCCUUAAGUCUACGCUGAUCACAAAGGAGAUAUAAACAGAAGCAGGUGAGUUGGUGAUCGACUCAGCUGAGAUCUGCCUUAGGAACUGUACACGAGGAAGACAAAUAGUUUGCACAUUCGACGCGUAUUUACACUGAUUAAUGCUUAUUUAUUUUGUCCACGUUUUAAGCGUAUCAGUGAGUACAUUUAAGGAUCGACCCUGAAUGGACUGCAAGUAGAGUCUUCAGUUUCCUGUUGUAGAGUUGUGACCAUUUAAAUGUUUUCUUCAUUUGAAAUUAACGAUUUAUAGUUAAAAUCAAAAAUAUUAAGAAGCUGAUUUGUUCAGUAUCCUGUUGGACUCUACAAACCCUUUUUUUAAAUUUUGGCUACAUACUCUACACCCACUCAUGAAUCUCUUCUCACCUUUAAAUCUCACAUUUGGUUUCUUUUUGGUUCUCUGAAGAAAUCUGCAUUUGUGUGAACUGAUCCCAGAAAAAUAAACCGUUGGUGUGAACUGCAUCAAAUUUUUUAUCUGAA